AUGACCAAGGUCCAGCAAAUCAUCAAGCCGGAAUCUAACCCCGCAGCGACCUCCCCCUCCUCCGCGACGACCCGCAAAUCCCUCCACCAGAACAUCUUCGGCAAGCUGCGGCCCCUCCCCUUCCAGUACCACUGGGCCGUCUGGUACGACAAGCACACGGACGCAACCAAGGAAGCCACCGCCCAGGACUACGACUCACGCCUGUACCUCCUGCACGAGGACGUCUCCGACAUCGCCACUUUCUACCGCGUCUACAACAACUACCCGUGGGACAAGGUGCGCCUGCGCGACACCGUGCACAUCUUCCGCAAGGGCGUGCGGCCCGUCUGGGAGGACCCGGAGAACCGCAACGGCGGGUGCUGGCGUUUCCGGGUGCCCAAGAACAAGGCGCAGGAGUUCUUUCACGAGAUCGCGAUCCUGUGCAUGGCGAAUGAGUUCCAGGCUGUGUUGGAGAAGGAACACGACCACGUCCUCGGCGUCUCCACGUCCGCGCGCUUCAACUCCAACCUCAUCUCCGUGUGGAAUAAACUCGGCGACAACGAACGCUCCAUCAAGGCCCUCGAGCAGACCAUCCUCGACCGCCUGUCUCCCGAACUGCGUCCCACCGGGACCGGCUCAACCGCCUACUUCUACAAACGGCAUGCCGAGAAUGACGGCUUUACUGAGGCUGUCGAGAAGGCGAGUACAGUGACGUGA
This is a messenger RNA of Aspergillus aculeatinus CBS 121060, 696 nucleotides long. RefSeq names its product eukaryotic translation initiation factor 4E. The transcript is spliced from 2 exons. The coding region runs from base 1 to 696 and encodes 231 amino acids. The record is from RefSeq and is a predicted model, not a curated record. Gene Ontology annotation, cellular component: eukaryotic translation initiation factor 4F complex. Gene Ontology annotation, biological process: translational initiation. Gene Ontology annotation, molecular function: translation initiation factor activity; RNA 7-methylguanosine cap binding. NCBI's taxonomy places the organism in Eukaryota, Fungi, Ascomycota, Eurotiomycetes, Eurotiales, Aspergillaceae.